Messenger RNA from Aaosphaeria arxii CBS 175.79, 3123 nucleotides. RefSeq names its product nonribosomal peptide synthetase 12. Bases 1 to 3018 code for a protein of 1005 amino acids. Lineage: Eukaryota; Fungi; Ascomycota; Dothideomycetes; Pleosporales. The record is from RefSeq and is a predicted model, not a curated record. The transcript has 9 exons.
AUGAUCUUCAAUGGAUUGGAAGGCCUUUCACCUGAAGACCAGGUACUCGUUUCACGAUUUGGUCGAGGUCCCUCUGUUCCUGUACCAACAAACAAUGUCCACAAAGCCUUUGAGGGCAUUGUAGACUCACAUCCCACAGCGGUGGCAGCAAGAUUCGAAGCAAAUGUCAUCACCUAUCAGGAAUUAGAUGUUUCUGCGAAUCGACUAGCCAACUAUCUGAUCGAAUGUGGUCUUCGUCCCGGACAGCGUGUCUGUCUUGUAGUACAACGCUCUUUCGAGAUGUUGUCUGGGAUAUUCGCGAUACUAAAGGCCGGUUGCCAGUACGUUCCAAUCGAUGGUGGUGUUGCCUCUGAACAUACCCUGAGACACAUCUUCAAAGAUACCGGAGCUUCCUUCGUCCUGUGCCUGCCACAAUUUGAAGAGAAAGUGAGAACGCACUGUUCGGAAGAGACCACCAUUGUUCCACUUGGGAAGGACGCUGAAGCAUUUUGCUCGAAACAACGACCAAACAUUGAGGUUUCUGGCAAAGAUGGAGUAUAUGCGAUCUACACAUCCGGAAGUACCGGACAGCCAAAGGGUGUGGAUGUCAUGCACGCAAAUGUGUGUAACGCUCUACUUCUAGACCCUGCCAGGCUAGGGAUCACCAUUGGCACCAAGGUAGCACAAGUUCUCAACAUAGCAUUUGAUAUGGGUGCCUGGGAAAUCCUCGGAUGUCUAAUGAAUGGCGGUACUCUCUAUCUUCGCAAUUCUAAUUGGACAGACACUCUGAAAGAAGUUGAUGUUUUCAUCUCAACGCCAUCAAUUCUUUCGAAGUAUCGACGAAGCUCCUUUCCGAACAUAAAAACUGUUGUAACCGGAGGAGAACCCUGUCCCCAAGCACUGGCAGAUGAAUGGGCAGAUGGCCUCCUCUACCUAAACAUCUGCGGACCAACCGAAAUUACUAUACUCAACUCUGCGCACCUCCACUCCCCAAAGAAAUCCCUCACCAUCGGAAAGCCACUCCCUAACACAAGCGUGUACAUUCUUGACGAAAAUAUGGAACCUGUUCCUGUUGGUUCUAAGGGUUCAAUGUGGGUCGGAGGUGCCGGUGUGACCCGUGGAUACAUCAAUCUACCAGACCUGACAACAAAGCGGUACAAGGCCGAUCUAUUCGCUAAUGAUGGCUCAAUGAUGUUCAACACUGGUGACAUUGUGGCUUGGAACGAGGAUGGCUCUAUGAAUACCUUCGGUCGGUCGGACGAUCAAGUAAAGAUUAAGGGCUUCCGCGUCGAGCUUGAUGGUGUUACUGCGGUCAUAGAAAAGUUCCCCGGUAUCACAAGAGCCUGUUCUACUUUGAUUGAUGGGGUAUUGUAUGGGUUCUACAAUACUACAACUCUCAUUGAUGAACAUGACUUGGAUCUUUUUGUCCGUGGCUAUCUUCCAUACUACGCAGUGCCCAGCCACUGGGUUUAUGUUGCCGCUAUCCCUCUGACUCCCAAUGGCAAGGUCGAUAAAGCAAAACUUGCUAAGACAGCAUCACGAGCUAGCAAGAUUGUCUCAUCCCCACGUGCUUCGAAAUUCGACUCCAGGCAGCUGUACAAUCCAGCUGCAAGCCCGGAGCAACAGCAACAGCAGACAGAUCCAGAGAAAGGAGAAACCAUCCUCUACUCAAGCAACCUUUCAACCUUCAAUACUUCGGCAACGAGUAUACAAGAGAAGCCCGAAAAGCUACCGGAGAAGAAUGGAUUCCGCGGCCAAAGAUGGCUCAGACACCGCGCUCUCAUUGUGUACAAGAAGUUCUUUACCGUGGUCGUUAUCGGAAACGUCAUUGCCGCAGCGAUCAUUCUUUACUGGAGAGUCAAAAACGAUAGGUACAUGAUGGCCGAUCUUGCGACGGCUACUGCAGCAAACCUGACGAUGGCUAUAUUGAUGAGGUCCGAGCCGGUGAUCAACCUGCUUUUCACCAUAUUCUGCUCUGUGCCUGUCUCAUGGCCCUUAUCCAUCCGGAGACACUGCGCCCGCAUAUUCCACAUCGGAGGCAUUCACAGUGGCUGUGCGCUCGCUGCCAUUAUGUGGUUCUUGAUCUUCACCAUUGGCGCAGGCCUUGACUUCGCCAAACCCCCAGAGUUACAGUGCAUCAGCGUCGCCUCCAUGGUGUUGACAUGUUUCAUCAUUUUGCUUCUCCUGGCAAUCGCAUCGCUUUCGCAUCCCAAGAUCCGCGCGCAGUAUCAUGACGUGUGGGAACUCACGCAUAGAUUUGGCGGUUGGACUGCUCUUAUCUUACUCUGGAUCCAUGCCUUUCUCGUCACCAGGGACCUACAAAUCGGCGUUGCCCCAUCCAAAGCCUACCUCACGUCACCGCCCAUAUGGCUCCUUACUGUGGCAACAUCCGCCAUCAUCUUCCCAUGGUUGUUCCUCCGCAAGGUACCAGUCCGGUCUGAGGUUCUAUCAUCUCAUGCUGUCCGUCUGCAUUUUGAUUACACCACUCCAGUCGUUGGUACAUCUGUCCGCCUCGCCGAACGACCUCUGGUUGACUGGCACGGAUUUGCAACCAUCACCAACGUCAAUGGCAAAGGCUUUUCUCUUGUCGUCAGCAACGCAGGUGAUUUCACCAAGCGUACCAUCAACCGUGCCCCAACUUCGAUCUGGGUUCGUGGCAUUCCGGCCUGUGGCGUCCUACGUAUUUGUACGAUCUUCAAGUCUGUCGUACUAGUCGCGACAGGAUCAGGAAUCGGUCCAUGUCUCGCUGUUGUCCUCGCGAAGAAGACACCUUGCCGCAUCCUCUGGACGGCACCCAACCCGGAACAAACAUUCGGACAAGAGAUUGUCGAUGCAGUGCGAGAUACAGAUCCGAAAGCUGUUAUUCAUAACACUCGGACACAGGGGAAGCCGGAUAUGAAUUUGAUGGCAUACAACUUGUGGAAGGAAAGUGGAGCUGAAGCUGUCUGUGUCAUCAGCAAUAAGAAGUUCACGACCAGCAUCGUAUAUGCGAUGGAGGCGAGGGGUAUUCCAGCUUAUGGAGCUAUCUUCGAUUCUUAGCUGCUCGGUAUGGGAAAGGGGUUGAAUGCGACAGGUCAAAUGUGUUAGACUUAGGUACACACUCGUUACUUGGAUACGUGUAGAACAUGGAUUGCAGUCAUUAAC